CUUGUGCUGCAACUGAGUCUUCAGAACCAGCUGGCGGCCCUGGGGGAUGCAGCCCCUAGCCUAGCCGCGGCUUCCUUCUCCCUGGCCUCCGCCCUCCAGCUCAACCUUGUCACUCAGAUUCUCAACAGCUACAUCCAAUUCGAGGUCUCCCAUGGCCCUUCCGACGUGGCAUCCAUGCAGCUGUCCAAGUCCCGGGUAACCGACGGAGAAUGGCACCACGUGCUAAUAGAACUGAGGAGUGCCAAGGAGGGCAAGGACAUCAAAUACCUGGCCGUCAUGACCUUGGACUAUGGGAUGGACCAAAGCACAGUGCAGAUUGGGAACCAGCUUCCGGGGUUGAAGAUGCGGACUAUCGUCAUCGGAGGUGUGUCUGAGGACAAGUUAUCCGUGCGCCAUGGUUUCCGAGGCUGUAUGCAGGGCGUGAGGAUGGGGGAGACGUCUACCAACAUUGCCACCCUGAACAUGAAUGACGCCCUCAAGGUCAGGGUAAAGGACGGUUGUGACGUGGAGGACCCAUGUGCCUCAGACCCCUGCCCUCCACACAGCCACUGCCGUGACACCUGGGAUAGCUACUCCUGCAUCUGCGACAGAGGGUACUUUGGAAGAAAGUGUGUGGACGCGUGUCUCCUGAACCCCUGCAAGCAUGUAGCAGCAUGUGUGCGCGCCCCCAACAGUCCCCGAGGCUACUCCUGCGAAUGCGGGCCCGGCCACUAUGGGCAGUACUGUGAGAACAAAGUCGACCUUCCAUGCCCCAAAGGCUGGUGGGGGAACCCGGUAUGUGGCCCCUGUCACUGUGCCGUCAGUCAAGGCUUUGAUCCAGACUGCAACAAGACCAAUGGCCAAUGCCAGUGCAAGGUGAGAGGCCACCAGCCUGUCCCCACCUCCCUUCGACUUGAGCCCAGCAAGCUGGCCAUGCAUGCACG
This is a messenger RNA of Alexandromys fortis (reed vole), 923 nucleotides long. Its product is annotated as cadherin EGF LAG seven-pass G-type receptor 1-like. The record is from RefSeq and is a predicted model, not a curated record. Gene Ontology annotation, molecular function: calcium ion binding. The transcript is spliced from 6 exons. NCBI's taxonomy places the organism in Eukaryota, Metazoa, Chordata, Mammalia, Rodentia, Cricetidae. The annotation marks the transcript as partial.